This is a messenger RNA of Toxotes jaculatrix (banded archerfish), 4260 nucleotides long. RefSeq names its product lysine-specific demethylase 9. The coding region runs from base 176 to 2596 and encodes 806 amino acids. The record is from RefSeq and is a predicted model, not a curated record. NCBI's taxonomy places the organism in Eukaryota, Metazoa, Chordata, Actinopteri, Toxotidae. The transcript is spliced from 7 exons. Gene Ontology annotation, cellular component: nucleus.
UCGUGGCCGUGAUUAAAUUAACCAUUACGUCAGCGGAGCAGAAGUGAGUGCGUGCGAAGCCGCACGCAUCCAGCACGGCAUAAACUCCAACUCCCGUGCAGCAUUGACACAUCAAUAAACUACAAGACCCGAAGUUCCGUAUGUUACGCGUGCGCAACAGACCCAAAAUAUUGAAAUGAACUACAAAUCGACGGCGAGAGGACUACAAUUUGUCGGGGACCUGCGCGUUAGGAGUCCCGAGUCCUUUAAAUGUACUGUACGUGCAAAGAUGGCAGCUGAAGUCGAGUUGCUGCGUGCGAAAGUAGAAGAAGAAAAGGUGAGGGAUAGUCUCGAUCGGUUUAUCAAAGAGAAGAAAAAGAAGAAGAAGAGGGACCUGUCGCCGUCAGCUGACAAACGGGAGAGGUCUGAGAAAGAAGCGAAGAAAGUGAAGCUCCAUCACCACCACCUCAACCACCAACACGCUGAGCACCGGACCCACCAGCCGCAUCAGCUGCAGCAAAAUCCCAAAGCCCACAACUUCAGCGCGGAUAAACAUGUCCUGCACAGCCACCACCACCAUCACCACCACAAUCACAGUCUCACCAACGGUGCAAAGAAGAGCCUGCCGCCGACUGUGCCUCCCCCGCCGCCGCGGAAGGCACCAGGGCAGCUGCAGAAAAAACGAGCGGUGCCGUCCGAGCCACCUGCGCUCUUCACUUUCACGCCUCUCAAAGUGGUCAAGGCCAAGCCCCAGGAUUUCAAAGAAAAGCAUCGGGACAAAGACCUGAAACUGAAGCUCAAGAAGGAGAACACCGAGGCCAACGUGAAACACACGGAACCGAAGAAAAAGAAGGAGCAAAGACCUCACAACGAGAACAUCAAGUCCCUAACACUGGAGGAAUAUCUCCUGAAGAAGAAGAAAAAGAAGAAGAAGCAUCGCGAGGAUGAGCACAGCGGCAAGAAGGUCCGAUACAUGCACAACAAAGCAGUUCAGACUGUAUGUGCAGGGCUUGGAACAGAUCUUACUCUGCCUGUUCGCCCUGAUCUGUCCUUGCCUGGCACAGUGAAGCACGAAAGCAGUCGCCAGCCAAGCAGAGACACUAUGGACAACCACCAAGCCUACCUCCACGCUCUCAAACUGGGACACGUCCCUUUCCUCUCCCACCAAGAUCACUACAUCCGCAGUUCCUCCCUCCAGACGGGCACUUGGUAUGGGCGCCUCAUGCAUGAGGAAAGGCAAGCCAAUGGUGGGGGAUCAGUUCUGCAUGCCUAUGCCGAUGAGCUAGCUUGCCUCAGCCCAGCUGAGGUGGAGUGCUUCGCCCAGGAGUUCCUGGAGCUGGCCUUUGCUGAGAAGCCGAAAGGUGCAGCUUCCUAUGCCUUGGCAGUGGUGCAUAGUGCGGCCGCCUACCUGCCCGACUUCCUGGACUACUUUGCCUUCAACUUCCCCAACACGCCAGUCAAAAUGGAGAUACUGGGCAAGAAAGACAUUGAGACCACCACUAUUGCCAACUUUCACUCUCAGGUGAAUCGGACUUACUGUUCAGGAACAUACCGGGCCGGACCCAUGCGGCAAAUCAGCUUGGUGGGAGCUGUGGAUGAGGAAGUUGGAGACUAUUUCCCAGAGUUCCUCGACAUGUUGGAGGAAUCGCCCUUUCUCAAGAUGACCCUACCAUGGGGAAGCCUCUCCAGUCUAAAGCUGGACUGUCGCUCUCAAAGUGAUGAUGGGCCCAUCAUGUGGGUACGACCAGGAGAACAAAUGGUUCCCACUGCUGACAUGCCCAAGUCCCCUUUCAAACGGCGCAGGUCUAUGAAUGAGAUAAAAAAUCUGCACUAUCUGCCGAGGGCCAGUGAACCCAGGGAGGUUCUGUUUGAGGACCGGACUAAGGCUCAUGCGGAUCAUGUCGGUCAGAGUUUUGACUGGCAGAGCACUGCAGCUGUUGGAGUGCUGAAGGCAGUGCACUUUGGAGAAUGGAACAACCGACCUCGGAUAACCAAAGAUGUAGUGUGUUUCCAAGCUGGGGACUUCAAUGAAGUUGUCCAGAGACUGCAGCUGGAUCUGUAUGAACCCCCAGUGUCUCAGUGUGUCCAGUGGGUGGACGACGCCAAGCUGAACCAGCUGAGGAGGGAAGGCAUCCGCUAUGUCCGCGUCCAGCUCUGUGACGAUGACAUUUACUUCAUUCCGAGGAACGUCAUCCAUCAGUUCAAGACAGUGUCUGCAGUCUGUAGCCUGGCCUGGCACAUUCGUCUCAAACAGUACCAUCGGGACGAGAAGGUCAAGGAGGAGGAGCAGCAGCCGAACGAUCUCAGCCCCACCUCAGGCCGAGUGUCUUUUUCCUCCCCUGCCAGGCCCGAUGCCACUGUAACCCCCUGUGCAAGACCACAGGGAGACAACAUCCAGGGCGGGGUAGCCAAGACUGAAGAACCAGAGUUCCAGAGGCCAGCAACACCUCCCCAGGAACCUCAGCCGGCUGCUCCACAGCCCACCAAAUCUACUCACUUGCCCCCAGCUUACCAGGAUCCCCACUUUUCCUUGGCCCCAGUCCACUCUGGCUGUACACCUUCAGGAGAGCCUACACUUCCAAAAGCUUUUGGCCACAGUGCAGAGUUCCCUAAAUGAUCUUUCUCCUCCACCACAACUUCUCUCUCUCUGUCCACUGUGGGUGGAGCGUGUGUGAAGGAGUUUUAGACUAAAACUGACAACUGACUGUCAAUCAGGAAGCCUUUCGACUUAAAUUAUUCUUCACAUUUUUUUAAAAUCUUUAAUUGUUGGUUAAAAUAUCCCCCGUGGGUUUCUUUUCUUCAGCCAAAGUUAUACUGUUUGAUCAGACUAUGAAAUGCAUUUUGUUAUUUUUUUAUGUGGUCACACCUAAACUGGAACUCUCUGCUGUCAAAUUGAAAAGGUGUGCGUCGUGUGUUUUCAGACAAUAUAAGUUGCAACCCUUACUGCAAGAGACAAACUUUGAAUUUACGUUCAAGGCUCAGCUGUUAUCUCUUGACAACAUUAUCUCAUUGAAGUACUGAAGUCAUAAAUCCAGGUGGACUGACUGUUUACAUCUUUAAAAUAUGAUUACCCUGAAAGCAUGAUACUGACAUUAUACUGCUUUAUUAGUUUCAGAGGCAUGCAGAUUAACUUCCCCAGAAGAUACUGCAGGAUUGUCAGUUGUCUGCAAAGUGCAGCGAGGCCUUUGCAGUGUGAAUCAAAAGCCCAGCACAUCUUGGAAUUCGUGGAUUGGCCACAGUCAGUAAAGACAGAAAAAUCAAAAACAGUUUGUCUUUUACUUUGAAAGACUUUAAAGCAUUUUCAUAUAACCCGAGGAGGAGACAUUUUCCUUUAUUUUGAAACUAAGCUUCAUACAAGCAAUUAUCUAAUUAUGCUAAGCACUUAAAACUUUCUUUUCAGCUUUAUAAGUUGCAGUUACGGUAAUUCUUUUAUUUAAAUGCCAUUUUAUACAGUGCCCCCUUUUCUUACUGUUGAUACUGUUUUUGAUAUUUUAUUUAUUUUCUUAAGAUUGAACAUAUGAACACAGGUUUAUAACCAGUGAUGAAUAUUUAAGAUAAUGAUCUAAUUGUAGGAGCUUCUCUAACUGAUAAAGGAAUUACAGCUAUUGCUAAUAGUGAAUCUUUUCUUCAGGUGCGCAGUGUGUCUUCAGAAUUUGGUAUGUAUAUAUUGUUCUGUUGUUAUCACUGGGAAUAUGUGAAUGCUGUCAGCGCACUCAUUCUUCAUUUGAUUAAAAUCUAUUCACACUUUUAGUUUAGCUGGUAAUGUCACUAGGUUGAUGAGGGCACUGUUGUAGAGGGUUACCAUGGUUGUAUCCACUUUUCGGAAUGUGGUUUUGUGCUACCAGACCAUUUUGGGUUUGUUUUUUUUUUCUCGUAGGCAUAGAAACGUUUUACAGAGUGAGGCCUCCUACAGAUUCUGUCCUAAAAUACUUUAAAGUUUAAUGAGGUCACCCAGUAAUUCUAAUUGGAAAUUUAAAGUUCAUCUGACGCUUACGGAGGUCUUCAUUAUGUAGUCUUCUAAAAUUCUUGCUAUAAAGGAAGUGAUACUUCCUUUGCUCUACCACUGACUACAUCUUAGUGCCUUGUACUGUAUAGGGUUAGCCUCAUUUAAACCUGUGAGGUUUAUUUGUUGGAGAGCAGGAUGUAAAAUGGGGAUUUGCCAAGCAGCCAUAGAAUAUCAUGUUUUUAUUUUUUACAAAAAAAAAAAAAAUGUUCUCAUGGUUCUUUUUGAUUUCUACAUUUGCAUGUCACCUGGAAGCAAAUGAUUAUUGCAUCAUAGCG